Melozone crissalis (California towhee) is the source of this 925-nucleotide messenger RNA. RefSeq names its product chromosome unknown C1orf43 homolog (gene LTAP1). The record is from RefSeq and is a predicted model, not a curated record. Gene Ontology annotation, biological process: phagocytosis. Bases 66 to 824 code for a protein of 252 amino acids. NCBI's taxonomy places the organism in Eukaryota, Metazoa, Chordata, Aves, Passeriformes, Passerellidae. The transcript has 7 exons.
CACGUGGUGGGCGCGCAGGGCGGCUUUGUGGCCGCCAUGUUGUGCGGCCCCGGGCCGGGCCGGGCAUGGCGGGCGCCGGCAGCAAUUGGCUCUCGGGGGUCAACGUGGUGCUGGUCAUGGCCUACGGCAGCCUGGUCUUUGUGCUGCUCUUCAUCUUCGUGAAACGCCAGAUCAUGCGCUUCGCCAUGAAGUCCCGCCGCGGCCCCCACGUGCCUGUGGGGCAGCACGCACCCAAGGAUUUAAAGGAAGAGAUUGACAUUCGACUGUCCAGGGUGCAGGACAUCAAGUACGAGCCACAGCUGCUGGCAGAGGAUGAUGGGCGGCUCCUGCAGCUGGAGACACCAGGCUGCUAUAACUACCUGUACAGGAUGAAGGCACUGGAUGCAAUCAGGACAUCAGAAAUCCCCUUCCAAGCAGAGGCUCGGUACCCAAAGUCUUUAAUAGGGAAGAAUUUCUGUGCCUACCUGCUGGAGCUGAGGAAUUCCAGCUCCUCCUUCAAGGGCAUCCGCAAGGCCUUGAUCGACACCCUGCUGGACGGCUACGAGAGCGCCCGCUAUGGCACGGGGGUCUUUGGGAAAACGGAAUAUCUGAAGUAUGAGGAGGCUCUGAAUGAACUGGCAAACAUCACCAAGGCCCGGGGUGGCAGCAGCCAGAGGCAGCACCAGUCAGCAGUGAAGGACCUCACGCUGUCCCCUGAAGCCUCCAGCCCCACCACCAUCCAGGUCACCUACCUUCCUUCCAGCCAGAAGAGCAAACGUGCCAAACACUUCCUGGAGCUGAAGAGUUUCAAGGACAACUACAACACACUGGAGAGCACCCUGUGAGCGUGCAGGAGGCUGGGUUUGCUGGGGGGGUCUGGGCUGCAGUGCAGGCAGCACUGAGAGGAGCCAGCUGCACUCUCAGAUCUCCCCCUCAGCCCACUCUG